Molecule: messenger RNA, 492 nt
Organism: Clunio marinus
Lineage: Eukaryota; Metazoa; Arthropoda; Insecta; Diptera; Chironomidae
Source: the annotation of a GenBank genome assembly
AUGAAAUGUAAACAUCACAGGUCGGUUGUGUAUUUGAGUAGGAGUGAAAGACUGAAAGGUUUCUCGAAAUUAAAGUCUCAAAUCUCCACUGACCCUUUGCCUAUGUUCAUUUCUUUUUGUUUUCGUCUUUCAAUCUUGAAAUAUAUCUCAGUUUUAUCUCUCUAUGAUAUCUUUAAAUCUGAACCCUUAUUACACGCAGCAUUAAGCUUUAGUUUUGGUGCCACAAGUCACAAACUUCUCCAUGAUGAUAUUUCAUACGAAAGGUUUAAUGGAUUGAAUGAGAAAUUCAAGAAUAAUGAUGAUCAGAACGGCAAAUGCUGGAAGGAAAAACAAACAAACACGAGGGACAGAAAAAAAAAUCGUAUUUGGGUUUCUUUUUUAUGCUGCGCUGCCACCCCAGAAUGGCUACAGCUGAGAGCGAAAGAAAGAAAAAAGCUUUUUUAUUGCUUUAUGUUGAAGCAAACAUUAAAACGCAGCAUGAAUAUUAAAUAG